UCCUCCUUGCUCUUCCUUCCGGUCGGUGUGUUCACGCCGCCGCCCUUUCGCCUCCUACCGCGCAUGCCUAGUCAAGCCCCAGCUGGUGACGUCGGUAGGCUAACGGUCCUUGCAGAGAGGGACGCCCUCCGGACCGGAAAUCGUGCUCGUGGCUGGGCUGCCCACUGCCCCCCAUCCUCACAGUGACCAGUGCUAAACUGACUUGGAUAAUGGAGAAGAUGGUAAGAAGACAGUGUGCAUUUUGCCCAGAGGAUGAAGAAUGUGCCAUUAUGUAUAUUGCUGAAGGAAAGAAUCUUGCAGUUCAUCAAGACUGUUUGUUAUAUUCCUCAGGAUUUGUGGAAUCUGAAGAACAUAACCCUGAUAAUCUUAAUAUAAGGUUUGAUGUGACCUCAGUAGUUAAUGAAAUAAAGAGAGGAAAGAGGCUGAUGUGCAGUUUCUGUCGCAAGAAAGGAGCCACUGUUGGCUGCGAGAUAAAAAACUGUCGCAGAAGUUAUCAUUAUUUCUGUGCAUUGUGUGAUGAUGCUGCAGUAGAAACAGAUGAAAUGCAAGGCAUUUACCGAGUUUUCUGCCCAAAUCAUGACCCAUUCAAGAAGACUAGCCUUUAUGAUGAAGACAGUAAGAGGGAAAGGCCCUCAAUCGUAAUGAAACCUUCCUCUACUAGAAAGAAAAUGAGUGAUAUGGAGACAGUUGCAGAAGAGACCCUAGAAUUUCUCAAGAAAAAACACGAUCGACAUAAAGUAAGAAUAGACUUUUUGAGGAAGUGCAAGCAGGCUGGGCUUCUUGAUGAAAUCUUUGAGGAAAUGUUAGACACUCUUCACCAGGCACAGGAAAAGCUGAUGGACGACAACACUUCAGAAGCAGAAUAUGAAGAAACAGUAAUAUCACUCUUUGACUGUGGCCUCUUUGAAAAUAUACUUACAACUGCUCAUUCUGGAAUAGAAGAAAAGAAGCAAGCAUUACUGGCUAACCGGAACAGACUGGAUAGCCAAAUUGAACGUCUAAAAGAUUUGCAAGAAGUAGUACUGCCUACCCCAGAAGACACAGCUAGUACAUCUCACUGUGUGGCUGAAUCACCCGCCUCCACUUUGUACGAUUCCUCAUGUCCGGUUCUUGCAUAAACAAGACUUUAAGAUGCAGG
Hemicordylus capensis (graceful crag lizard) is the source of this 1138-nucleotide messenger RNA. RefSeq names its product PHD finger protein 11 (gene PHF11). NCBI's taxonomy places the organism in Eukaryota, Metazoa, Chordata, Lepidosauria, Squamata, Cordylidae. Gene Ontology annotation, cellular component: nucleus. The record is from RefSeq and is a predicted model, not a curated record. Gene Ontology annotation, molecular function: histone deacetylase binding; histone binding. The coding region runs from base 210 to 1118 and encodes 302 amino acids. The transcript is spliced from 10 exons.